Drosophila ananassae is the source of this 995-nucleotide messenger RNA. Its product is annotated as mitochondrial inner membrane protease ATP23 homolog. Gene Ontology annotation, cellular component: extrinsic component of mitochondrial inner membrane. The record is from RefSeq and is a predicted model, not a curated record. Lineage: Eukaryota; Metazoa; Arthropoda; Insecta; Diptera; Drosophilidae. Gene Ontology annotation, molecular function: metalloendopeptidase activity. The transcript is spliced from 2 exons. The coding region runs from base 64 to 921 and encodes 285 amino acids. Gene Ontology annotation, biological process: mitochondrial protein processing; mitochondrial proton-transporting ATP synthase complex assembly.
GUGGCAUCUCUGUUCCAUCAGCUGCCGGUUUGUUAUUCAACCAGUUGGAGGAACUAAAAAACAAUGGAAUUCCUGACUAAAGUGUGGGCCAAGGAGGUCGCAAAACCCCAAGAAAUAGAGGCUACAUCCACACCGAAGCCGGAAACAUCGAAAUCACAAAGUGAAAAGGCAUCGGCCAGUGAUGAAAUCAAGGAAUCCCCUCAAGAUAACACCACAGUGAAGAAGGAUUGGGGAUAUGACUUGUACCCUGAGCGCAGGGGGGAAACCUUCAAGCCCAAGUGGUCCCGCAUACUCUUCGGAUUGGAGGGCCAGGAGAACAUCGACCGCUUCAAGUGCGAGGAGAAUGUCUACUGGUGUGUGAAAAACGGACCCUUAGUGAAGCUUAUGAUGGGAGCCCUGAAGAGCUCCGGAUGCGCCAUCGAUCUCCGGCGCCACAUCUCCUGCGAGGUCUGUGAUCCCUCCGUAACCGGCGGCUAUGAUCCAAAGCUCAACCAGAUAGUUGUGUGUCAAAAUAUGGCCAAGAACAAGAGCAUGGUUCACGGAGUGCUGACACACGAAAUGAUCCACAUGUUCGACUACUGCAAUAACGACCUUGACUUCAGGAACGUGGACCACUUGGCCUGCACGGAGAUCCGGGCUGCGAACUUAGCUCACUGUUCCUUCUUGAGUGCAAUGUUUCAGGGAGAUGCCUCGCCAUUUAACGUGAAAGAGGCGCAUCAGAACUGCGUGAAAUCCAAGGCACUGGCUUCUGUGCUGGCUGUGAGGAGUAUCAGCAAAGCUGAUGCCAUCGCCGCCGUGGAACGAGUCUUCCCCAAGUGCUACGCCGACCUAGAGCCGAUCGGUCGGAGAAUCCGCCGAAACUCCACGGACCAACAGAAGGCCUACAUGGAGGGACCCAUGUAUGGCUAUGAUGUAUAUUAAACAAAAGUAUACACAUAUAUGAGCCUGUUUUUAAGUACACCAAAAGCGUAAUAAAACUAUUUUUAAGCUUUGAA